Molecule: messenger RNA, 762 nt
Organism: Didymodactylos carnosus
Lineage: Eukaryota; Metazoa; Rotifera; Eurotatoria; Philodinida; Philodinidae
Source: the annotation of a GenBank genome assembly
AUGCUGAAGAAGGUUCUCUUCGUUAUUGCUUUAACAUUAUCGAUUACAUUUGCAAGUGGUACAAAACACAUAACAUACAAUCAAAAUGCUAUUCAACGUCAAAACAAAAAUGUUGGACUUGAUUUGUGUCCAACUUGUAUUCGAUUUGCAGAAGAAUCAAUUAAUGUUUUGUUAAAUUUAAUUUUGGACACUGGUAUCAUUGGUUCAUGUGGUACAUUAUGUCAAGCUCUUGCGACUAGAACUGGUUCUCAAAUACUAGGAACAGUAUGUGAUUUAAUCUGUGAUAUUAUUGGUAUUGAUGAAUUUAUUCACAUUUUGGAAAAAGCUGAUUUAGAUCCAAUUUGGUAUUGUGAAAUGGCCACAAUGUGUCCAGUUAAUGAUCAUGGUGAUGCAAAAUUCUCCACAUUCAACAUUAUGCCAGCAACCGGAAGACAAGGAACAACAUUCACCAUUGAUUUUUCAUACAAAACAGUCAAUGGAACAGGCACCGGAGAACUCGAAAUUGAUAUUGACACUCCAGACAAAAUACCAUUAGGAACAGCAUUCUUAUGGGAAGCAAAGAAACCCGGAACAUAUUCGGAAAAAAUCACUGUCAAAGCCCAACCAGAUCCACAGUGUGACCCAACACAAGGACCAUGUGAACAAUGGUUACCAGGUACUUACAAUGUAACUGUUUACCUUUGCAAUGGUGAAUGUGGUUCAAAACAUCCACAUAGUUCAAUCUACGAUGUUGCCAAAGGUUCAUUUAUGCUUACCAGAUAA